AUGUCGUGGCUAUUUGGUGGACGUAAGUCGGAAACGUCCAACGCGUCUUCUGCGGCCGAAGAGCCUUUUUUAAACGACUCGGAAUCGCAAAAAUCACUAGGAUUCGACCCCAGCCAGGUAACGAAUGUAUCGAGUAUUAUUUCCACUCCCGGCGCUUUGGAUGUGUCGAGACUGCAUCCAUUAGCCGGUCUAGAACGUGGUGUAGAGUAUCUGGAUCUGGAAGAAGAAAAGUUGUCGACCAUGGAAGGGUCCAGAAGUUUGAUCCCCUCCAGAGGCUGGACCGAUGACCUUUGUUACGGGACGGGUGCCGUGUAUCUAGUGGGUCUGGGACUGGGAGGCUCGUACGGGUUCUUCGAAGGUCUGAGAAACAUCCCUCCAAAUAGUCCGGGCAAAUUGCAACUCAACACCGUGCUGAAUCACAUCACCAGAAGAGGACCUUUCAUCGGCAACAACGCCGGUGUUUUAGCACUCACAUACAACCUGAUCAACUCUUCUAUCGACGGGUUGAGAGGCAAACACGACGCUGCGAACUCCGUGGUUGCAGGUGCUCUAACUGGUGCCAUUUUCAAAUCGUCCAAGGGCCUCAAGCCCAUGGGCUACGCGUCCGGUAUGAUGGCUGCAGCCGCUGCUGGCUGGUGCGGCCUCAAGUCUUUCGUGUUGUGA
Molecule: messenger RNA, 663 nt
Organism: Lachancea meyersii CBS 8951
Lineage: Eukaryota; Fungi; Ascomycota; Saccharomycetes; Saccharomycetales; Saccharomycetaceae
Source: the annotation of a GenBank genome assembly